GUGAUAUAAGAAGAAGCUUGGGCUACGACGAGGGGGGUGGUGGACGGGCGCUUAGGGUUGUUGUCGCUUUUUGUUGGGGAUGUCCGCGAGUUAGAUUUUAGGGUUUUGAUUGAGCUCCGCUCGCCGCAUUUGCUUUCUUGUUCCGGGUUUGUAGCGACGCUGAUGUAGAUUUGGGUAUUGGGAGCGAGAGGGAGGACCCGAGGUGGUUUCCUGGCUCGAUCUGGAGGCGUGGAAAUGAAAUGUCGGUUCUUGGAGGGGAAGUUGGUUGCUUUUCUUGUUGAUUUUUCUGUCUUUUAGCUUUUGUGGGUGAUUUAGUAAAGAGAUUGAGGAAUAAAAGGUCGGGGAGAAGUUGCUUGGUUUGAGGAUCUCUUGCAUUUUAUUUGGAGGUGGAUUAGAUGGGGAAUAAGAUAGGGAGGAGGAGGCAGGUGGUGGAUGACAAGUACACGAGGCCGCAGGGACUGUACCAGCACCCGGACAUUGAUCAGAAGAAGUUGAGGAAGCUCAUUCUCGAGUCCAAGUUGGCGCCUUGCUACCCUGGAAGCGAGGAACGCGCCAUUGAUCUUGAAGACUGUCCCAUCUGUUUUCUGUAUUAUCCGGGUCUUAACCGGUCGAGGUGCUGCAUGAAAGGCAUAUGCACGGAGUGUUUCCUUCAGAUGAAACCACCAGAUGCAACUCGUCCUACACAGUGCCCCUUUUGUAAAACUUCAAAUUACGCUGUUGAAUACCGAGGUGUGAAGACAAAAGAGGAGAAGAGCAUGGAAGAAGUCGAAGAGCAGAAAGUCAUCGAAGCACAAAUAAGGAUUCGGCAGCAAGAAAUUCAAGAUGAAGCAAAAAAGCUGAAGAAAAUACAAGAUAUAAGUUCAUCAAGCAGAAUAAUGAAUCCAGUAGAAGUGGAGUAUUGUGACAUAGGUAGCUCUUCAAUUUCAGUGCCACCUUUAAGAUGCACUACACAAACCAACGAUUUUGUUUCAUCUCAAGCCUCAUGCUCUAUGCCAUCAGGCGUGCUUCCUUCACACUCCAGACAGAACAGGGCUGAUAAUUUGGACCUGGAUCUUGAUGACAUAAUGGUUAUGGAAGCAGUCUGGCUCUCAAUUCAGGAACAUGGUCAUCAAGGAUAUCCAGCUUAUCUUGGCAGCUUUUUGCCAGGGCCAUCCUUUUCAGAGGAAUGCUACAAUUCCCAUGGAAUAGCUCCUCCAGAAGUAUCUCCCUAUGGGGGGUUAGCUUGUGCAGCUGCAGCUUUAGCUGAGCGCCAGCAUAUCAGUGUUGAGUCUGCUGCUAAUAUGGCCGGUGGUGCUACCUCAGUAUUCGACAUGGUUCAUCGGUCAGGUAGCUUACCUGCUGGAAAUGUGAGUUUUGCUCAGAACAAUCAUUUAGGGAGUUGGACUGCGAUACCACCAGAUAGUGGGAGGGAAAUAUUGAGGGAACAGUUUGGUGAGUGUUCAACCGAUCAUUGGUCAGACAUGGCUGAGGCAGGGACCAGCUACACUGGCUCCAAUGUCAUGAUAGAUCCAGGAACUGCCGCAAUUCCAUUUCCCAACAGUGCUAUCGUGGCUCCGGGGCAUUUUGUUCCAGAUAGCUUCGAAGAGCAAAUGAUGCUGGCCAUGUCUGUUUCACUGGCGGACUCUCAAGGAAGGAUGACUCCCCAUGGACUUGCGUGGCUGUAGUGAUGGUGAUUGGAUGAAAGAAAUCGCUUCCUUUUCCAUUCGUUUUUUCUUUAAUCUUUUUCUCCUUUUUAUCUAUUGGUUCUAUUGUUCUUUCAUUGUUAGUUUGUUUCCAAUAUACAUGAGUAUGAAGAAAAUGGAAAAAGAAAGAUAAGGGAAAGAAAUUUGUAUGUCAA
Messenger RNA from Musa acuminata subsp. malaccensis (wild Malaysian banana), 1837 nucleotides. Its product is annotated as E3 ubiquitin-protein ligase GW2. The record is from RefSeq and is a predicted model, not a curated record. Gene Ontology annotation, cellular component: cytoplasm. Lineage: Eukaryota; Viridiplantae; Streptophyta; Magnoliopsida; Zingiberales; Musaceae.